UGUUUCCUUUUGAGUUAAUACUAUUUUGGAGGAGAAGGGGUUGCGGCCAUAAUUGAAUUUGAACGUGUGAAAGGUUUUCUCACAUGAACAAGUUGUGCAUUUCGGUUUCAUUUUUUUGGCAUGUCUCUAAUCUCUUCGUGAUGCAGCUCUUGCUUUAUGAUUAUAAUUUCUGGAAUCAAAUAAAGUUUCGGAUAUGUCAAAAAUCCGCUACAUUUUGCGUGGUUUGGAUGUGAAAAGCUAUAUAUACGUCUUGGUUGUUCCAAUAUGCAUCUUUGUAAUAUUUGUACAUGGACAAAAUAUCUCUUACUUUCUACGGCCACUAUGGGAAAAACCACAAAAACCAUUCAAAGUGAUUCCUCAUUAUUAUAAUAAUAAUGUUACCAUGGAGAAUCUUUGCAAACUUCAUGGUUGGGGAGUUCGUGACUACCCAAGACGUGUUUAUGAUGCUGUGUUGUUUAGUAACGAGUUGGAAUUACUCACACUGCGUUGGAAAGAAUUGUACCCUUAUGUUGCUGAAUUUGUGCUCCUUGAGUCAAACUCUACAUUUACUGGAAUGCCUAAGCCUUUUGUUUUCAAUAGCAAUAGGGAACAAUUUAGAUUUAUUGAGCCAAGGUUAACUUAUGGGACUAUUGGAGGGAGACUUAAGAAAGGGCAAAGCCCUUUUGUUGAGGAGGCAUAUCAACGUGUAGCAUUGGAUCAUCUUCUUAAGAUUGCAGGUAUAUCAGAUGAUGACUUAUUGAUCAUGUCUGACGUGGAUGAGAUACCAAGUGCUCACACUAUUAAUCUCUUGAGGUGGUGUAAUGAAAUACCUUCAAUCAUGCAUCUACAACUGAAGAAUUAUCUCUAUUCAUUUGAGUUUCGUCUAGAUGAUAAGAGUUGGAGGGCUUCAGUUCACAGGUAUCAGACGGGCAAGACAAGAUAUGCACAUUAUCGUCAAUCUGAUAACAUGUUGGCAGAUGCUGGUUGGCAUUGUAGCUUUUGCUUCCGUCGAAUAAGUGAUUUCAUUUUUAAGAUGAAAGCUUAUAGCCAUUAUGACAGAGUUAGAUUCUCACAUUUUUUAAAUCCUGAUAGAAUUCAGAAACUAAUUUGUGAAGGGGCUGAUCUAUUUGAUAUGUUUCCUGAGGAGUACACAUUCAGGGAUAUUAUUGGUAAAAUGGGUUCAAUACCACAUUCAUAUUCUGCAGUUCACCUUCCUGCUUUUCUUUUGGAAAAUGCAGACAACUAUAAAUUUCUCUUACCUGGAAAUUGUAUGAGAGAUAGAUGAGAUGAUAUCACAAAAUCAUUUAAAUGUAUUUUUAUUUUUAUUCAUGAAAA
Messenger RNA from Cicer arietinum (chickpea), 1314 nucleotides. RefSeq lists its product as uncharacterized. Gene Ontology annotation, biological process: N-acetylglucosamine metabolic process. The record is from RefSeq and is a predicted model, not a curated record. Gene Ontology annotation, cellular component: membrane. Lineage: Eukaryota; Viridiplantae; Streptophyta; Magnoliopsida; Fabales; Fabaceae. Gene Ontology annotation, molecular function: beta-1,4-mannosylglycoprotein 4-beta-N-acetylglucosaminyltransferase activity.